Molecule: messenger RNA, 781 nt
Organism: Cladocopium goreaui
Lineage: Eukaryota; Dinophyceae; Suessiales; Symbiodiniaceae
Source: the annotation of a GenBank genome assembly
CCAUAUUUCAAGGUACAUGAAGAACUGAUUUGACAUGAUGUGACCAUUCAGGUUCAAGAGAACGCACCUCAAAGAGUGUGCGGCGUUUCGCCACGUCUCGACGUUGGGAAGUUAGUUAGGCCAUGGCACGACCAGGACGACUGUUGUUGUUGGCUGGUGCGCUGUUGAGCGGCAUUUCAUGGUGCUUCUUGUGCAGCCCGGAGAAGUUGCCCAAAGCUCGUGGCUUUGACUUCAACCCGGCGGUGGCGGCCUCCGCAGCUCUGCCAGCCUUGACGAUGCUAGCAGAGGAUGCGGAAGCAAAAUAUGGGGACAACCGCAAGUGGUCUGCGGUCUUGGUGCCCUUGACCACCCUGGUAUUCCCAAUGGUGGGUUUCGGCUCCUUCGUCCUCUACUCCUUCCAGGAAGAUGCCUUCUGGCGCCUGGUGCCCGGGACCAAGCGCGCCAAGGAAGCUGAGGAGGCCUGGAGAGAGCAUCCCUUGUUCGCCAAUGCCAAGGAUCCUAUGAAUGGCCUGCUGAACCCUGAUGACUACGAGAAGGGCUUGGAGGAAGCCUGGGAACGUGCGAAGCCAGCAGGCAGCACGGUGACGGUGAAGGACAAGCUGGCGAAGCUCUCCAAGCAGAAUGCCCCACACUGGGAGACCUGGAAGAGCCUGUCAGCCUGAGAGAUCGAGAUUGACUGUUGAAUGGGUCUGUGUUUUUGGAAGAAAAAGAGCCUAGAGUUUUGUGAAUUGCGACUUGGGGAAUGAAGGUAUGAAGAUGUGCAAGAUGAGAAUGUUUGAUG